UGACGCAUUACGUUGCCCCGCCCCACGUCAUUGACAGCCAAACGUUCACAUCCACAGCUCCGUGUUCCGUUUUAUGUAGGAAACGGCUUUCAGGGUGAGUGUAUUCACCUCGUGUGACCAGAGACAAGGAACUGGACUCGGGAUAAGAAGAGAAAUGGAAACCGGUGACACCAAGCUGGACCAGGCUGUCAAGCAGUGGCUGCAGUAUGACAAGAACCCAAAGACAGUGUCCAUGGUGCAGGAUCUGGUGAAGGACGGAGCAGUGGAGGCUCUGAAGAAAAGUUUCUCUUCCAGGAUGGAGUUUGGUACAGCAGGUCUGAGGGCAGCCAUGGGCCCCGGCAUAUCCUGUAUGAAUGACCUCACUAUCAUCCAGACCACACAGGGUUUCUGUCACUACCUGGAGGAGAGUUUUGAGACCCUUAAGGAACGAGGGGUGGUAAUUGGGUAUGACGCUCGGGCCCACCCUCCCAGCGGGGGCAGCAGCAAGAGAUUCGCCAGCCUGGCUGCAGCCGUAUUCAUCAGCCGAGGAGUGCCUGUCCACCUCUUCUCUGACAUCACGCCCACACCCUUUGUGCCUUUCACAGUUUCCCACCUUGGUCUGUGUGCUGGUAUCAUGGUGACUGCCUCUCACAACCCCAAACAGGACAAUGGGUACAAGGUGUACUGGGAGAACGGUGCCCAGAUUGUGUCCCCUCAUGACAAAGGUAUCGCCAAGGCCAUAGAGGAGAACCUGGAGCCUUGGCCUGAGUCCUGGAACACAGAGGAGGCCCUGAAGAGCCCCUUGCUCAAAGACCCGUAUCAGGACAUCCACACACAAUACUUCAAAGCCAUCCAGAAACACUGUCAUCACAGGGAGAUAAACAAGAGUUCAGAGGUGAAAAUCGUGCAUACAUCUGUGCAUGGUGUUGGCCACGCAUUUGUCCAGUCAGCUUUCAAGGCCUUUGACCUUCACCCUCCUCUUGCUGUAGAGGAGCAGAAAGAUCCAGACCCUGAAUUCCCCACCGUUAAAUAUCCCAAUCCUGAGGAGGGAGAGGGAGUCCUGACACUGUCGUUUGCCCUUGCAGAGAGGGAGGGGGCCACUGCGGUGUUGGCGAACGACCCAGAUGCUGAUCGACUGGCCAUCGCUGAGAAACAGGAGAGUGGACAGUGGCGAGUGUUCAGUGGUAAUGAGCUGGGAGCGUUGCUGGGCUGGUGGAUGUUACGCUGCUGGAAACAGCAGAACUAUGACGCUGCUGCUGUGAAAAACCUCUACAUGCUGUCAAGCACCGUCUCUUCCAAGAUACUGCGCGCCAUUGCCCUCAAGGAAGGCUUCCACUUUGAGGAAACACUGACAGGGUUCAAGUGGAUGGGGAACAGAGCCAGAGACCUGUUGGACCAGGGCAAGACUGUUCUGUUUGCGUUUGAGGAGGCCAUAGGGUAUAUGUGUAGUCCCUCUGUAUUGGACAAGGACGGGGUGAGCGCUGCAGCCAUAGCAGGAGAGAUGAUUUCUUAUCUGGCCACUAAAAAAACAAGCCUUUCUCAGCAACUCACUACCAUCUUUGAAGAGUAUGGCUACCACAUCAGUAAGAACUCUUACUUCAUCUGCCAUGACCAGGAUGUGAUCCGCAGUCUCUUUGAGCGCCUGCGUAACUACAGUGGUGAGAAGGACUCAUACCCAACCAAAUGUGGGCGAUUCUCCAUCUCUGCUGUACGAGAUUUGACCACCGGCUACGACAGCAACCAACCUGAUAAAAAGGCUGUUCUUCCCACCUCCAGUUCCAGUCAGAUGAUCACGUUUAGCUUCUCUAACGGGGGCGUGGCCACUAUGAGGACCAGCGGCACCGAGCCAAAAAUCAAAUACUACACUGAACUCUGUGCUGCCCCUGGUAACAGUGAUGUGACGCACCUGAAGAAGGAACUGGAUGACUUGGUCGAUGCCAUCAUUGAAAACUUCUUUGAGCCAAAGAAGAAUAAGCUGCAGCGGAAGCCGGAGUAGAACUGAUCAUACAAUCACAAACAGGACCAGUUGUGACUUAUAUCUCUGACCAACAUUUCAUAUAAUGUCUUAAUUACAUCAUAAGGGAUUCUGCAUUUAACUCAGGCUUCUCUUUGGUUUACAAUGACUUUUCUUAAUACUUUAGCGAAUUCCAGUCUUUAUUUUGAUAAUCUGCAGGUUUUAUUGAAACAUUUAACCUCUACUCUGAGUUAGUUAAACCAUCUGUUUGGGAGCUUUAAUUUUGGGUCCAGUGCCAGUUUAACAUCCAGCAGUCACAACACAUCACAUCUUCAUGUUUUGGAUUCAGUUUAUCUCAAUGCUGGAGAUCUUAACACCACAACAGUGAAAUGUUCACCACUCUGCCGCCAUAGUCAUUCCUGCUUCCUUAGAAUAGCGAUAGACACACAGAUUGCUGUAUCUGUAUUUAACAGUUAUGCAUUUCUCACUAACUGUGCUUCAGCAUCAGCUGCAAGGCUGCUAAUAUGAAGAGCUGAGAGAGUAUGAAGAGUACAUGAAAACUGAUACUGUAACUUUAAACUAAUGUAUGUUGUAGACUCCUGUUAAACUUUGAAUAUGCAAUAUCUCAGUUAAUAGUGAGGUAUAACACUGAAAGUGACAGUAGAAUUCCAUAGAAGUUUAAUUUAAUACCUGAUGUGAAAAAGCUGUAAUUUUGGAGUUUGUAAAAAGACCAAGCCUACAAGCUCACAGCACCACCAAGUGGAGAAAUUGUACAAAAAUCUUUCAAAUGCACCCAUUGCUCAUUCUUUGAAAUGAAUAGUUAAAACUUAAAGGGACUCUUCACACCAUUGUGUAAUAUACAACUAAGACCCGUUAUUUAAGUGAUCAUGAAUGCCAGUUCCAGAAAUGGGUAACUAGCACCUACCAUUUCCUGAUGUGCCUCUUUCUCAAAGAUACUGUGCUGCAAAUAUACAUUUCCUCAAUAAAUGACGGUUUCUAACAGUG
This is a messenger RNA of Thunnus maccoyii (southern bluefin tuna), 2938 nucleotides long. RefSeq names its product phosphoglucomutase 2 (gene pgm2). Gene Ontology annotation, molecular function: phosphopentomutase activity; magnesium ion binding. The record is from RefSeq and is a predicted model, not a curated record. NCBI's taxonomy places the organism in Eukaryota, Metazoa, Chordata, Actinopteri, Scombriformes, Scombridae. The transcript has 13 exons. Bases 155 to 1975 code for a protein of 606 amino acids. Gene Ontology annotation, biological process: carbohydrate metabolic process; purine ribonucleoside salvage.